AUGAGAGCUGUUUCAGAGGUAAGGGAAGAGGAUGAUGGGAACAAGGAUGCUGGGGAGCAGGAUGAUGGGCAGGAGGAUGAUGGGAACAAGGAUGAAGGGGAAGAGGAUGAUGGGAACGAGGAUGAUGGGGAGGAGGAUGAUGGGGACGAGGAUGAUGGGAACGAGGAUGCUAAUAUCCCUGUUGUUGCUGAAGCGGUUGAUGAUGCUGAGGAUUACAGUGAGUAUGGGAAGGUUAAAGAUGCGGAUGAGGAAGAAGAAGAUGAUAUGUGUUUUGAAGAUUUGAAAGGGACAUAUGGUAGUGAAGGAGGGAGAUCGUAUGGUAGCAGGAUCUAUGUCAACCAGAGUUUUGCUAGUAAGGAUGCAUUGGUUUCAGAGUUGCGGUUGACAGCGGUGAGGCGUAAGUUCUCCUUCAGAAUAUACAAGUCAACGAAAACUCUCCUUGUGGCAACAUGUCGGGUUAAUGGUUGUGGAUGGAAGAUCAGAGCGAGUGUGAAACAUGGGACAAACACUUUUUGGGUAACCAAGUAUGUGGAAACUCAUAUAUGUUCUGUGGGAGACAGAAUCGCCCAGCGGAAACACUGUACUCCGAAAGAAUUUUUAUAUGCGCAAGAAUUGGUGAGAGGAUCAGCGGAAGAUGGGUAUGAGCGACUGCCUUCAUAUUUGGAGCAAAUCUCCUUAACAAAUCCGGGUUCUAUCACUGGUCUAGAACUUGAUUCUCUUAAUAGAUUUAAGUAUUUAUUUCUCUCCUUUGGAGCUUCAAUCCGAGGUUUUCGGUAUCAGACAAGGGUCAUUGUGGUGGAUGGGACUCACCUAAAUGGGAAGUAUCAAGGUGUUAUGUUAGUUGCAGGCGCACAAGAUGGUAAUUUUCAGAUAUUUCCAUUGGCUUUUGCGAUCGUUGAUGGUGAAAAUGAUGAAUCUUGGGAGUGGUUUUUCACAAAAUUGGCGAGUUGUGUAUCUGAUGAGUAUCCUCUGGUGAUAGUCUUUGACCGGCGCACGGGCAUUAAGAAUGUGUGUGAUAAGGCUCUCCAGGAUAAGAUUGAUAUUCUCAUUGCUGAUAAGGCCACCCAGGAGCAGCUGCACUUUGUUGGUAACCCAAACAAAGAAGCCACACCUGUUGUCCAGGAAGUUGAUGGUUUGGAAGGGCAAGAAGAGUUGUGCUUCAUCAAAAACAAUGGUAGCUUGUACAAGAAAGAGCCAAACUUUCAGUACAACAACUACCAACAGAGAUCUUACCCCAACAACCAACAGAGUGGUUAUCAGCCUCGGAACAACCAGCAAGGAAGCUAUCAGCCUCAACAAAACCCUCCUCCUGGUUUCAACACCAAAGGACAACAACCUGCCCAACAACAACCUACUACUUCUACCUCUACUUCUCAACAUCAAAGAAGGUUAAAUCCUAACCUGAAGGAUGUUGUAAAGAAAGAGAUUCUUAAACUCUUAGAUGCUGGUGUUAUCUACCCUAUCUCAGAUUCUAAAUGGGUAUCUCCUGUGCAUGUUGUGCCAAAAAAGGGUGGUAUAACUGUGAUUAAAAAUGACAAGGAUGAAUUGAUACCAACAAGAACAGUCACUGGGCAUAGGAUGUGUAUUGAUUACCGCAAACUGAACUCUGCAUCUAGAAAGGAUCAUUUUCCACUUCCAUUUAUUGAUCAGAUACUUAAGAGACUUGCAAAUCAUCCAUUCUAUUGUUUUCUUGAUGGAUAUUCAGGAUUCUUCCAGAUCCCUAUACAUCCUAAUGAUCAGGAGAAAACAACAUUCACAUGUCCUUAUGGUACUUUCGCAUAUCGAAGAAUGCCAUUUGAUCUAUGUAAUGCUCCAGCCACCUUUCAAAGGUGCAUGAUGUCGAUCUUUUCUGAUCUGAUUGAGGAUGUUGUGGAGGUGUUCAUGGAUGAUUUCUCUGUCUAUGGAUCUUCUUUUUCUGCUUGUUUGUCAAAUUUGUGCAGGGUCCUACAGAGAUGUGAAGACACCAACCUUGUGCUGAACUGGGAGAAGUGUCACUUCAUGGUCAAAGAAGGGAUUGUGCUGGGGCACAAGAUUUCAGAGAAGGGGAUUGAGGUGGAUAAGGCCAAAAUCGAUGUUAUGGUUUGUUUGCCCCCACCAAAGACAGUGAAAGACAUCCGAAGUUUUCUUGGUCAUGCUUGGUUUUACAGGAGAUUCAUAAAGGACUUCUCCAUGAUCACUAGACCAUUGACCAGGCUGCUUUGCAAAGAAGCCACCUUCAGCUCUGACGUGGAGUGUCUAGAAGCCUUCAAGAAGCUAAAAGGAUCCUUACACAGUGUCAUGGAUCAUCUUAUGGAUGCCACUUUGGUACCUUCAAGACUGUUGCUAAGGUGUUACAAGCUGGAAUCUCAUUGCUAA
This is a messenger RNA of Brassica oleracea var. oleracea, 2355 nucleotides long. RefSeq lists its product as uncharacterized. The transcript is spliced from 5 exons. The record is from RefSeq and is a predicted model, not a curated record. NCBI's taxonomy places the organism in Eukaryota, Viridiplantae, Streptophyta, Magnoliopsida, Brassicales, Brassicaceae. Bases 1 to 2355 code for a protein of 784 amino acids.